GUCGCAGUGGUUCCUUUUCAAAGCUGCGUGCAUCCAUCCGGAAAAGCAGUGCAAAACUAAUGCAGAAAUUGGUUACGAGAGAUGACCCGUCUCCUUGCCUGGCCAUCGACUUCCCUUCCGGUUUGGCUUCCAGGUAAGUCUUAGAUCGACUCCUCCCUCCCCUUCAACUUAUCAAACCCACUCAUUAUUCCACACCAAUCCUUUUUUUCCAUCCUUAAUUACAACAUAACUUUUGAAAACAAGACAUCUUUAUUCUUUAAAGCCAAAUUACGAUUAAUCCACUACCGUAUUGCUUGAAUUAUAUUAACACCGUCAUUUUCAUUUGCUCGUUGUAUUUGAUGCAUUUAAAUCUCAUUGAUUUGGCAGAAUUGACGUAACUGUAUAGGACGCUUUGUUGUGUAUCGAUGACAUUCACCAUGUACGGGAGAUGUCGCGACGGUCGUGGCAGCGACGGGUUAGAGAGAGAGAUGAGAGGUCAACAAGUAAAAUUCUGAGUGUAAGGCUGGGGCGCUGGGCUCUGGGCACUGUGAUAUUGAUUGGGCUAGCCGGCUAGGACAUAUGGACUUUGAUCAAUCAUCAAUGACAACGUACCCACGCCAGUAGUCCAACUUAUGAUUUGAGUUUUGAGAUUUUUUUGUAUUCUUUUCGAAUUGUCACUUGUCAGCUCAUCGUGAUUCGUGAGGCCAAUAACCAAACUCGAAAAACCAACAUUGUUCUCGGACAUGCGUUAUAAGUGGUAACAAGUGGAACACCACAAUUUGUAAAGGAUGGCUAAUGUUGAUGGUAGAAGACUUCGGCAAAUAUCACAAAACAUGCAAGGGGAGGUACACACCGUCUUAGAAGAAGGAUGUUCUCAUGCCUGCCAAAGCACUGCUGUAAAGGAUCACCUGUUUAAAGCUGUGAGGCUUGAGAACAAAGAGGAAGAAGUUGACUUUGCAUUUGGUGAAAAACUGUUGCUUCCUGAUGCAAAAACUUUGAAUCCUUUGAAAGUUGAAAACCUUGGAGAUAUCUCGAUUCCAGUAUCUGUUAAGGAUCUUCAAAGGCUGAAAAAAAUAUCUGAAGGAUCUUGUUAUGGAAAACAACUGAACAAGAUUUUGGACUCUUCCAAACGGCUGGCCUUGGAAAUUAAUUCUUCAAAACUUACCUCUACAAUUUCUGAUGACCUCAAGUUACCUUCACUGGCAAUUCAACAUCUUGGCCUGCCCUCUGAAUUGAUGGGUGUUCAAGCAAAGCUUCAGCAAUUGAUUUUGUAUGAAUCUGGCGGUCAUUACCACCGAACCAUGGAAUACGAAAAAGAAUAUGGUUCGUUUGGUACCAUGAUACUUCAACUUCCCGUAAAAGACGGGCAUGAAGGUGGACGUUUCAAGGUGGAAUAUGGAGGAAAGGAAAAAGUGUAUGAAAACCACAAGGACAGCGAUCGAUGUUUUUAUGUUUCGCUAUUUUACGAAAACUGCGAACAUUCAAUGGAACCCAUAACAAAAGGGUCGAAAUUGACGUUAGUCUUUGAUCUUCUUUGGGCUAAUGUCCAACAACCGAUUCCGAAAGAUUUCCCUGUUUUUCUAACCAAGCUUAAAGGAAUAAAGGAAUCGCUCUCAUCUUGGAUGCGUCAAAGUGCCGACUCCCAAAUAAGGAACAUCACUCUUAGCACGUCAUUGAAAAAAUCCAAUCCAGCAUCUAAAAUGGAAGCCCUGCCAGUCGCAUCUAUGUCUAGAGAACAUUCGUAUAAAAAACGUCGUUCGAAUUCUUUGCCUUUAAAAGCACGUAAAAAAGAAGACCUGUAUGAAGAUCAAGAUGAAGACUAUGAUGAAGACUAUGAUGAUGACCAGGAUGAUGACCAGGAUGAAUUUGAAGAUCAAGACCAAGAUGAGUAUUGGGAUAGAUCUCGUCCAAGAGAUAGUUGGAAGGAUCAAGAUGAAGAUGAGUAUUGCGAUAAUAGUUCUACUAGUUCUCCCUCGGAAGAUAUUUCGGAAGAAAAAGAUAUUGGCGAUCUAGAAGAUGUUUUGUACUUUGUUCUUGAAGAGAAAUAUGAAGAAAGUGACUUCGGAUUUCGUCAACUUCGGAGAAAAGACCGGGAUGCAGCUCAACUUUUUCAGUGUUGUGGAUUUCUGGACGUACACUUAGCAGUUGUGACAGAGACCGUUACUACUAUACGUGUUGUACCGAAUUCGAAAACUGAUUGGUGUGAUUGCCACGCUUACAAGAAAGUGAAAUCUUCUAACAAAAUUUCGCGAUGGUUGGAUUCGGAAGAUAUCUCCAGGAAGUUGAGAAUUGAUAUAAAUUGGAAGGAGCAAUGUGUUGGACCUAGUAGGAAGCUUCCAACAAAAAGCAGCAAAAAGAUUGACUCGAAAGAUAGACAUUAUACGUGUGGUGAAGAAUGUUAUGGAUCGGGUGAUACAACCGCUAACGAAAAAUAUAUCCAACACUUUAUUAUGGUUAUUUGGCCCAAGCGUGAAUCGUUUCGGAUGUAUUGUCGUUAUGGUCUUCACGCACUACUAGAAAAAAUGGAAUUCAAAAGUUCAACUAGAUGGCUUAAAGAAAGAGUGCAAAAGGCCACUGGAGAUUUACGAAAAGUCAUUUCAUUUUGUUCUUCUGAUCCUUGGCACAUGUGGAACCAAACAGGAUUUGGCAAAGGCGAAGUCGCAGAACGCUUACUGCGUCUUUGUAUUAACUUCCGAGCCCGCGAAGAAGGCCUUGCUCUCUUGAAGCUUUUGAGUGAAGACUUCCCAUUACCACAAGAAGGAACCAGCAACAUUCAAGAAACCUUUGAAGGAAUCAAAAGUGAACAAGUUGCCAAGGCGAUCGUUGAAUUCGAGUGUCGAGUCAGUGGUUGGAAUGACUGCGCUGAUCUAAUUGAGAAAAUGAUUUCUCCUGUUCGAAUCACCCAGCAGCUUAUGCCUGUUGGAUUUGUUUGCUGGCUUAAUUAGUACUCCUCGCGUGUGGGGAAUACUGGAUUCCAAAUUGAAGCUGAUCAUCAUGAAAACCUGUGGUUCUAUCAUACAAACUUGGAUCGCCGAUAUCGAGAAGUUUUCAAAACGGAAUGACAUCCCAAUUUGCAUCCAUUUUUUUUUCUUGCUCGAAAGAAAUCGACUUAAAAAUGAACCAACAAUCGACGCUCAAUUGUUUGCACCAUUAAUUGCCAAACUACCAGUUUCCUCACUCAUGGAUCUUGUUUUACAGCUACACCAAUCGGAAGUCAAAACAAUUCCAAAUAUCAAGAAUUUUCCAGCCUGUUUCAAUUUUUAUCGCGACACAUCCAGGCUCUUCUUUACCAUGGAUUUUGUGCCACUUGUCAAGAACGAGGAAGCAAUGCGCCUUUUGAAUUUGCUCUUGUGGCUGGAAGAUGAGCAAUCUUGGCAAUCGUUCGCAACGAGUGUUUCUACAGCUUUUCCAUCAACUAACACCUAUAUCUUUUUACGCCUCUUCUUGAAAAAUCCUGUCAUCAAGCAAGCCUUUACAGUUUCUAAUCUUGCUUUUGGUGCUUUCGCAACCAUUGUUGACAACUGUUCACUGAAAUCGGCGUCUUUGAAGGAACCACCAUUUAGCUGGCACCAACGUGAAGCAGUUGUACCGAGUCAUCCUGAAGUUCAAGCUUUUCUUCGGUCCAGUCAAGAAUCCAUGACCUACACGAAGUUUACUGGAAUCGCUGAGGCUCGCCAUUUCGCCGAAUACCUUAUGGAAUAGUCUACAAACUUCAGCGUUUCCGUUUCUCCGUCUGGCGCUGGCAAAAAUUCGCGUUGCAUCAUUACGAAAACACGUAAACAGAACGAACGCGACAAGGACGAAUGUUUCAUCAGAAAAGGUGAAUUGGAAUUAUUGGUGAAGCUCCGGGAACGCCUAGGUCAAGAAAAUUUGAAGACGAAACGUGGAACAGCCGACGACGUCAGUGUCAUCCCUUCACCCAAACGCUGCAAGCGCGAAAAAAUGUGAUAUUUUGUUUGUUUGUUUUUAACUAAGAAAGUUCUUUGUU
Messenger RNA from Daphnia pulicaria, 3967 nucleotides. RefSeq lists its product as uncharacterized. The transcript is spliced from 5 exons. Bases 768 to 2924 code for a protein of 718 amino acids. The record is from RefSeq and is a predicted model, not a curated record. NCBI's taxonomy places the organism in Eukaryota, Metazoa, Arthropoda, Branchiopoda, Diplostraca, Daphniidae.